Pelobates cultripes (western spadefoot toad) is the source of this 222-nucleotide messenger RNA. NCBI's taxonomy places the organism in Eukaryota, Metazoa, Chordata, Amphibia, Anura, Pelobatidae. The record is from the annotation of a GenBank genome assembly.
AUGGCAGCCACACCUGACCCAGAGACCAGCUCCACAUGCUCGGAGCAUGCCACGGGGUAUACCCUAGACCAACAGCCACCCCAAGACAUACAGGCUGACCCAGAUGCACUGACACUAGCCACUAAACUAGACAUUAAAAACCUCCUACUGGAACUAAAACAGAUGUCCGCAGCAGAUAUGGCCAUGCUGAAAACCUCAGAGGAGGACAUAAUAGACGUCUAA